Messenger RNA from Bactrocera tryoni, 487 nucleotides. RefSeq lists its product as uncharacterized. Bases 2 to 487 code for a protein of 161 amino acids. The transcript is spliced from 2 exons. The record is from RefSeq and is a predicted model, not a curated record. Lineage: Eukaryota; Metazoa; Arthropoda; Insecta; Diptera; Tephritidae.
AAUGAAAUUCCUGCUAUUUAUGGUCUUCUGCGCUACGCUCACUCAAUCCCACACAAGAAGCAUUACAAAAGUCGCUAACACAGGCACAGCAGCAGCGUUUGGUCAUGACUAUCAUAACUCAUCUAAGUACGGUUAUGGUUAUGAGCAACCGAGAAUUCAAUUCAAUUAUCCAAAAGCCCAGAACACACACAUGAACUACAAAGCAUUGGAGAAAAUUAAUUACCUGAACUAUCAAUCAGCACAUUCGAAGCUAAAGCCAGUCGGCAGUGUACCUAUGCGAUUGCUAUUUCAAAUGCCCAAGAUGCAUGCUGGCAAGCCUUAUAGAGACGAAAAGGAUCUGCGUACAAUUAUGGAGGAGCGCGAAAUGCGACGACCGGCACCACGGCGUUUAGUGCCAUACAACGAGGUAAUCAUCAGAAUUGACAGCAAUAAACAUUUUACUAAACUACCAAAUGAAAUGGCUAAACAAAUCAACAAAAUUUUUUAA